Sorex fumeus (smoky shrew) is the source of this 2484-nucleotide messenger RNA. RefSeq names its product cadherin 17 (gene CDH17). The record is from RefSeq and is a predicted model, not a curated record. Gene Ontology annotation, molecular function: calcium ion binding; cadherin binding. Gene Ontology annotation, biological process: multicellular organism development; cell-cell junction assembly; cell morphogenesis. The transcript has 17 exons. Gene Ontology annotation, cellular component: plasma membrane; adherens junction; catenin complex. The coding region runs from base 1 to 2484 and encodes 827 amino acids. Lineage: Eukaryota; Metazoa; Chordata; Mammalia; Eulipotyphla; Soricidae.
AUGUUUCCAGCCCCCCUGCACUGCCUGUGCCUCCUUACACUGUUUUUGACAAUUGCAUAUGCAAGGUUCAGUGGUCCCCUGGAGCCUAUGACCUUUACUGUCUAUGAAGGCCAAGAAUCGAGUCAAGUCAUUUUUCAGUUUAAAGCCGGGCCUUCUGCUGUGGAUUUCAGAGUAACUGGGGAUACAGAUGGAAUAUUUCAGAUACAACCGGACGGACUUCUGUAUUCCAAUAAAACCUUGGACCGGGAGACAAGACCGCUUCAUGUACUCCAGGUCUCAGCCCUGAAUGCCCAGGGAGUUACAGUUGAGGGUCCAGUUACCAUCACCAUAGAAGUGAAGGACAUUAACGACAACAAACCUCAAUUCGUUCCAAAAAAGUAUGAAGUCUCAGUAAGACAGAAUUCUCGUCCAGGAAAACCCUUCCUGUAUGUAAAUGCCACCGAUUUGGAUGAUCCAGCCACGCCCAAUGGCCAGCUUUCUUAUAAAAUUAUGCUCCAGCUUCCCAAGUUUAAUGAUAUCAUGUAUUUUCAGAUCGACAGCAAAACUGGGGGAAUUUCACUUACCCCAGAAGGAUCUAAGGAUUUGGAUCCCACUAAAAAUUCUUUCUACCAGUUGGUAGUUAUUGUGAAGGACAUGGGAGAUCAGGAAGAAAAUUCCUUCAGUGAUGACGCAGAUGUGGAUAUCACAGUGUUGGGCAAUAUUUGGAAGGCACCAGAACCUGUGACGAUCAUAGAGAACUCAACUGAUCCUCACCCCAUGAAAAUCACUCAGGUCCGGUGGAAUGAUCCAGGUGCAGUUUACAGCUUAGUUGAAAAGGAAAAGCUGCCAAGAUUACCAUUUUCAAUUGACCAGAAUGGAGAUAUUUAUGUGACUGAGCCCUUGGACCGAGAAGAAAAAGAUUCCUAUGUUUUUUAUGCAGUUGCAAAGGACGAUCAGGGACUUCAUCUUGCACGACCUCUCGAAGUGAAAGUGAAAGUUGAAGACAUAAAUGAUAAUCCACCUUCUUGUCCCCCGACUAUAACUGUAUUUGAAGUCCAGGAGAAUGAAAAGAUAGGGAGUUCUAUUGGGAAAUUUACUGCCCAAGACAUGGAUGAAGCAAACAGUAUCAACAGUGUUUUAAAAUACAAGAUUGUGGAUCAAACCCCCAAACAUCCCAGAGAAGAUCUCUUCUUGAUCCAGGACUACUCCGGAGUGCUACAGUUAGCGAGACAAUCUUUGAAAAAGCAAGAUUCUCCGCAGUACAAUUUGACAAUAUCAGUUUCUGACAAAGAUUUCACUACAAUCUGUCAUGUGCAAGUCAACGUCAUUGAUAUCAAUGAUCAGAUCCCCAUCUUUGAAAAGGCAGACUAUGGAAACCUGACUCUCCCUGAAGACACGCCCAUUGGAACCACCAUCUUAACCAUCCAGGCCACAGACUCCGAUGAGCCUCUCACUGGGAGUUGGAGGAUCGUGUAUCGAAUUAUAGCGGGAGAUGAUGAGGGCCAGCUGGACGUUGAGACUGAUCUUCUUACCAACGCUGGCUCUGUCAUAGUUAAAAAACCUCUUGAUUUUGAAACAACACCCGUUCACGACAUCGUGUUCAAAGCAGAAAAUCCAGAGCCUCUGGUGUCCGGUGUAGACUACAACGACAGCUCUUUUGCCACGUUCCAGCUUUUUGUGACCAACGUGAACGAAGCACCUCAGUUUUCCCAACAUGUGUUUCAAGCAAGCGUCAGUGAGGAUGUGCCGAUUGGCACUCAAGUGGGCAACGUGACUGCACAGGAUCCAGAGGGUCUGAACAUAAGUUAUUCACUGAGAAAUAACAAGGAUGGAUGGCUUAGGAUUGACCCCUUCACUGGUGAUAUCUUUACUGCAGCUAAGCUGGACAGGGAAGAUCAGGAUCCAUAUCGAGUGCAAGUGGUGGCCACGGAAACAGGUGGCUCUACCUUGAGCACUGCAGUGGAGUUCCACCUGAACAUUCAGGAUGUGAAUGACAAUGGCCCCCGGCUGGUCAAGGAUUACAACGGCUUGUUCUUGUGCCACCCCCUGACGGCCCCCGGAAGUGUCGUCUUUCAGGCCACCGAUGAUGAUGUGCAGCCUUAUCGGGGUUCCCAGUUCACAUUUUCCCUUGGCAGUGACUCGCUUAAGAACAGCUGGGAAGUUACCAAAAUCAAUGGGACAUAUGCCAGUGUUUCCACCAAGCACACGAACUUUGAAGAGGAAGUUUAUAAUAUUUCAAUCCGCAUCAUUGAUAAUGGCAAACCACCUAUGGAAAGUACCGUCUAUUUGCCAAUUACUUUCUGCAAGUGUGAGGCAGGAAGUUGUUACCGGCCAGCAGGUCAGCAGCCCGGAAUGCCCACUGUAGGGAUGGCAGUUGGCAUACUCCUGGUCACCUUUCUGGUUAUUGGUAUAAUUUUAGCAGUUGUGUUUAUCCGAAUAAAGAAGGAUAAAAAUCAAGAAAAUGAAAAUACAGAUGCAUCUGAAAUCAAACCUCUGAGAAGAUGA